AUGAGUCAAGAGUCUGACGGCGACGAUGGAUGGAACGGACGAGACGCACCGGGUCUCGAUCUCAUCGACAGACGUGCAGAUCCCGCCAUGGUGGCUACUCUGCGGGCUGGUGAAGUGGCACGAGCUCGACGCGGAUAUUCGCCUGAAGCGUCUAGAUCCGGUGAGGACUUCUCUACCAGCAAUGCUACUGCAGCAAUGAGAGAACCUCAGCCGGAGGAUAGCCAACAGAUGACGCAUACGACCAUUCAGCGUGAAGAGGCCAAGGGCAGCACAGCUAUCAGUAAGUCGACUCAGAAGCUCAAGGGAUUGUUUCGCCGUCUCUUCAAGUCGGAACCGCAGUGA
Zasmidium cellare ATCC 36951 is the source of this 342-nucleotide messenger RNA. RefSeq lists its product as uncharacterized. Bases 1 to 342 code for a protein of 113 amino acids. The transcript has a single exon. NCBI's taxonomy places the organism in Eukaryota, Fungi, Ascomycota, Dothideomycetes, Mycosphaerellales, Mycosphaerellaceae. The record is from RefSeq and is a predicted model, not a curated record.